Messenger RNA from Manduca sexta (tobacco hornworm), 1269 nucleotides. RefSeq lists its product as uncharacterized. The coding region runs from base 138 to 821 and encodes 227 amino acids. The transcript has 5 exons. The record is from RefSeq and is a predicted model, not a curated record. NCBI's taxonomy places the organism in Eukaryota, Metazoa, Arthropoda, Insecta, Lepidoptera, Sphingidae.
AUGACAAAAUAAUAAAUAUUUUUACUGAUUAUGCAAUCUACGGUCUUAUUGCAUUGUGUUUAAUCUAUGGAAUUUUUGAAUUUUUGACACUUGACGGACAUGUGAAAACUCUGCAAUCACAACAAAAAAUUCUCAAGAUGACUGCCACGAGCGUCCACAUUGAGACUCUUUUGGAUUUUCUGAGUGAAAACCCCGAUCUUGCUCGCGGCCUUGUGCAUAGUCUGGAGGGGCGGGCUAAGGCAAAACGCUUGUGGGAGACCUUAACAUCUCAACUUAAUAGCAUGGGGGGUGCUGUGAAAACGGUGCAGCAGUGGAAAAAGGUGUGGGCUGACAGGAAGUAUUUGGCUAAAAAGGCUAACAGUGCAGCCAGAAGGUCAGCUGGUGCCACUGGGGGUGGGCCGCCAACUGCUGACCUAUUAUCGGGUAACGAUAUUAAAGUAAUUUCGAUAACGGGGGCAGGCUUUGGUGAGCCCGACAUACCCUCAUGUAGAGUGCUAGCUUUUCCUCAGCCAGCUGAACAACCUGAGCAACCCACACCUUUACGCACAGAAAGCCCCACACUAAGCUUCCCAUGCGAAGAGGUAGAGAUGCCACAGGUCAACCCACAAGCUUCUCUCCCAGUGAUCCCUGGACCAAGCACCAGCACCAGUUUUUCAGUUUCAAGGAAGGUACGGCGACGAGUGCGCCCAGCGACACAGGCGGAUCUCCGAAAUCGCGUAUUUCGCCUUGAAACUGAGAAAAAGGAAGUACUGGAGGGGAUCCUGAGGGAGAUGAGAGAAAUAAAUAUAAAUUUAAAAAAACUUAUAGAAAAAUUGUAUUAAUGUUGUUUUAUUUUCUGGUAACAUAUUAUGUUUUUACUGGUGGUAGGUCUCUCAAAAAUGUGGCAGUACGCCUGGGUUGAUACUACCACAAUGUCUAUUUCUGCCGCCAGCAGAGUGUAGUCACUGUUGUGUUCCGGUUUGAAAGGCAUUGUAGUCAGUGUAAUUACUGGACAUAAUAAGACUUAACAUCUCAUGUCUUAGGAUAACGAGUACAGUGGAAUACCAAACAAUUAUUUAUAAUUCAAGGUGUUGGAUGAUGUUUCUACUGUUUAUGGGCGGUCGUAUCGCUUAUCAUCAGGUAAACGGCAAGCUCUACCCGUCAUUCAAACUAAUACUAAAAAUAAAAAUAACUAAUAAAAAAAAUAGUAUAUUUGUAAAUAAAUCUUCCAUUCUUGAAAACUGUGUUCGUCAUAGAUGCUCUCGCAAUUCGGUGGUUGUUUAAUUAUUC